Molecule: messenger RNA, 1657 nt
Organism: Agrilus planipennis (emerald ash borer)
Lineage: Eukaryota; Metazoa; Arthropoda; Insecta; Coleoptera; Buprestidae
Product: carnosine N-methyltransferase
Exons: 3
Coding region: 299-1432 (377 amino acids)
Molecular function (GO): S-adenosylmethionine-dependent methyltransferase activity
Source: RefSeq, a predicted model, not a curated record
ACUUUAGCUAGCUCAAUACUUAUUUAUUCAACAACAGUUAUAAGUUAACUUUUAGUAGGAACAAAAUACUCACAAAAUUAAUUUAUAUUAACAUUUGGCAACGCUGCAAUACAGUGAUAAUCCUAGGUUUCGCCUUUACCAACACAAAAUAAAGUGGGUCAAUCUACUAGGUUAUGUUAAGGUUCUUUCUCUAUUGUUUUACCCUGUUAUUGUUGUGACUGUAGGUUUUGUUCAUUAUUUUUUUUAUAACAGUAGAAUAUACGUGCAUAUUUAUAAAUUUAAGUAAAUAAUAUAAAAUAUGGAAAACAUGUACAGCAACAAAAUCAGUGGUGACAAAGUGGCAGAAGAGCGGAAAUACUUUCUGUCUGUAUUAAAGACAUUUUUGGACUACAAGGAGCAAUCAUUCCUACGUAUCAAAAAUAAAGAAUACUGCCUCAGUUCCCUACCUUGUCAUCAUCAAAAGUGGUUGACCCAAUAUAAUGAAGAUUUAGAAAAGUACAAGAAGUGUAUUGAGAAAAACGCCGAAUUGAUACCAAUUUUUCUUCAGAAUUCUUAUAAUAUUUUUGAGAACGGUUUAGGCAGUGACAGUCCCUUUAGUUCAGAUACAAAGGUGCCAGUUCUCUCAGAAGGUUUGGAAAAGGUACAAUCAGUAUUUAAGCAACUCAUGCGAGAUUGGAGUUCAGUAGGAGCUUCUGAACGUCAGCAGUGUUAUACACCAAUAAUAGAAGAAGUAGAACAUCAAUUUCCAGAUGAUAAAUUUAUCAGAAGUGAAGUUAACGUUCUUGUACCUGGUGCUGGAUUAGGUAGAUUAGCUUUUGAAAUUGCCCACAGAGGAUUUUCUUGUCAAGGAAAUGAAUUUAACUUAUUUAUGCUAAUUGCAUCUUUUUAUGUGCUGAAUUUGUGUAAGAAGGUGGAUGAAUUUGAAAUUUAUCCAUGGAUACAUCAAUAUUGUAAUAAUUUAAGUGCUGAACAUCAAACCUUAAGUGUAAGAUUUCCAGAUGUCUGUCCCACACCAAUUCCAGAAAGUAAAUUUUCCAUGACAGCUGGAGAUUUUGUUGAAGUUUACACAGAACCAAAUGAGUGGAAUUGUGUAGCUACUUGUUUUUUUAUUGAUUGUGCUCCAAAUGUUGUGCACUUUGUUGAAUUAAUUUAUCAUAUAUUAAAACCAGGUGGUGUUUGGAUCAAUUUAGGUCCUUUACUGUACCACUAUUCAGAUGCAAAAAACGAAAAAAGCAUUGAACCAAGCUUUGAAGUAUUGUGUGAGGUAAUAAGCCGUGUUGGAUUUGUUAUGGAAAAGAAAAAAAUUGGAGUAAAAACUCGUUAUUGUCAGAAUCCUAUGUCAAUGCUGCAAUAUGAAUAUGACAGUGUUUUCUUUGUGUGUAGGAAACCAGUGAUCAUCUCAAAUGGAGAUCUUAUAACCACCAGUGAUUAAUUUAGUACAAAUGAAUGAAUGAUAAUGUAUUUCAGUAAUUUAAUUUAAUAUUUCUCAUUAUUUCUGAGUUAAGAUAUGUACCUUUUUCUUUGGCCAGUUAUUUAAAAACUUUGCAAACUUUAUUUUGUUGAGUUAGCCAGUUGAUAGUAUUAAUGAUCAUUACGAUUGUCGCUGUUAUUUAAUUUUUUGUAAUGAUUAUGUUUAAAUAAAUUGGCUUCACAGAAA